GUUGGGAGUGUUUGUCUAACCAUGGCUGGAGGGAGAAUCUACGUGAGAGGACUGUGCAUCACAGUAAACGUCCUGUUGCUGAUCUUUGGUGGAUUUCUCCUAAUUGUAAGCUUGGCUUACAGCUUAAAACAAACCAUUGAGUUGGAGCAGAGAGAUGCAUCUCUGGGUGUGUUGGUGUUCAAUGCGUUUGGACCGCUGACGGUACUGCUCUCCAUAGUGGGAGUGUAUGCAGCCUACAAAGACAGGAAGUGGGUCCUGAUUCUGUAUGCAGGCUGCCUAACUGUUGAGUGGAUUGCUCUCAUAAUAAUUGCGGUUCCUCUGAUCCAUGUUCAACCCAAGAUCUUGGAGGACAGGUUUGAGAAUGUGGUGCCCCUCUACAACGCUGAUGCCAACAUCCAGAGAGAGCUCAAUAAACUGCAGGCCUGGGACCAGUGCUGUGGGCUGCAGGGCUACUCUGACUGGGAGGAUCAGAUACCCGAGUCCUGCCUCUGUGUCCAGCAGACCAACUCCUCAGACAGCCCCUGCCAAGCUGUAGAGAUCUACAUACUGCACAAUGAAACCAGACGAGAGACACAAGAGCUACACGUGCAUACCAAGCCCUGUGGACCCAUCCUGAAAACACACAUGGACUUCCUCAUCCAGGUCAUGAUCGGCCUCAUCUCUGCCUUCGCCACGAUCAUGAUUGCAGCCAUCGUGCUGUCUCUGGUGCUGGGGCUGGAGAAGAUGUGGAGCUCUUCUUCAGGCGAAGCAACGCUAAACGACAGCUCUGAGAGAGUCAAGCACCAGCUCAGCCCACAGGCUCUGCCCUGACCCUCCCAUCCUGACCCUAAACUUGCCUCACUGCGCCUUGGACCUUUAAUCCUUGACCUCAGACCUUGAACCCUAUCCUAUCAGUCUGACCCCACUUUUCCCUGACCUCUGACCCAUGGUUAUGCUAUGACACCAAGACCACAUAUACUCCAGUACACAGCACUACAGAAUACCUCUGGUUUAUUACCCUUCAUUAAGAGAUUUUAAUGUGGCCUGGUAGAGCAUUUUCUGCUGUAGGGGGAACUAUCACCUUCAGAAGUGUGUUGACUCUAAGACUCUUAAUUGUAUCACUAAAAUAGAAUGCAUUCUCCUGUCAGAAGUAACCAACAAUAGCAAUGUGUGCUUAAUGCCUUAGUGCAAUACAUGCAGAGACCAAUAAAAAACUAUUCAGUUGAAAAAUAACUAUUCUAAGACAUGCAUUUGUGUACUGCAUGAGUUACAUAGAUAAAGGCCAAAGCUUAACCAUCGUCAUGGCAGCGUCGCUGUGAUUGGACCUCUUCUUUUUCCAAAAACAAACUGUCAUGAUUCCAUCUACAGUAGCUACGACUGUUUCUAAAACUACUACUUACUAGUAGUAGUUUUAGAAACAGUACUACUUGUAUAGUUAUAAUCUCUACACCGAACAGUUAUCCUAUUAUGGUUAAUAUCUAAUAACUAGUGAUGGGAUCUGCAACUUGUUUCCUUGCAAGAAAUAAACCACUGAACGUUCCUUGAACCCAAUGACUGUGUGCACUUCCUGAUAAAGACAUGUACCCAACCAAAUGACUGAAAGCAGAACUGUCCUGCUUAAAAAAAAACAUGAAUUCAUAUUUGUAAAUGUCUUCCUAAUAAUCUUCUGAAUAUAAGUGCAGACGUGUAUACUCAAAUGUUUUUGUACUUUUAAUUAUAUUUCCUUGCAUUGAUCAUUAAUCUCCUUCAUAUUUUGUCCUGGGCCUUUGUCUCCACUUGGGUAGGGUGAGUAGAUUCCCAACCCACCAGUUGGCAUCAACAUAUCAGACUCCUCCUCCCCUGUCUUCACUUCCCCUUUCCCCAAGAAGCUAAUAAA
Molecule: messenger RNA, 1855 nt
Organism: Osmerus eperlanus (European smelt)
Lineage: Eukaryota; Metazoa; Chordata; Actinopteri; Osmeriformes; Osmeridae
Product: CD63 antigen-like
Exons: 9
Coding region: 22-810 (262 amino acids)
Cellular component (GO): plasma membrane
Source: RefSeq, a predicted model, not a curated record